AUGUUGAAGCCCUUCCAGAUCAGAGAUCAUCAAGGAUCCCCAUCCUCUAGUCCAGUGGAGUCAUCUGGCAUCCGAGAGGUUCAGAUCUCAGCCUAUGAUUAUGAUAACCUCGCCUCAAAUCAUCCCCGGGCGAGGCUUACCUACCCGGAUGAUGAUGACGGCGAUCAGAUUACAGUUGGAUCUUCUCUCGAGCUUGCCCAGCGUCUAGAUGAUGAGCCUCAGGAGGUUAGCUUCCGGCAUGCGUCUUCUAUCCAGCCCUCCAAAGAUGAACCAGAACCCGUACACAUAUUUGAUAUCCGUCGGUCAAACUCGGUAACUGAGCUGUGGAAGCGUUUUGAAAAUCAAAAUUCUUCCGGGUCUCAGAUUUCCGAAACAAAGAAGGACAUCCCGGUGAUGCCUAAGCCCACGGUCGAUGUGUCUACUUGCGAGGAACCCGCCUUGGAGCCUUUUAGUGCAACUUCUUCCCCCGGCGAUGACUCUCAGCCUUUCCUUGCAGCAUUCGAAGCUGAGUUGGCCAAUCUUCUCGGCUCAACAGAGGAGCCUGCUGAAAGAGAACCUCAAGCUGAACCAUCACCUGCAACUGAGUCCUCGACAAAUACCAACUCCCAUAGAAUGCCUCAAGUUGCCGAAGCUCUCGCAGCUCAAAUUUUACAUCAUUUGGCUUAUGGGGCCAAUAUGGUCCAGUCCGAACUGAGGACAAGACUGCCAGAGUUGCAACGUCAAGUUCGUGAUGCCCAGAGGCAUCUUCCUGAGAACAUUGGCACAUCGCUGCAAGCCCUGCUUACCACACUUGAAGUCCAUAUGAGAACUGCCUUCAACAAUAUACCAGACAAUGGAAGACAAUGGGCGGAUAAUGGAAGGCAGUGGGCAGAAGAAGCAAUCCAUGCAGGGCGACCCGUGGCUGAAAAUGCCGCCGAAGGCUUGCGAAUGAUGGCCUCCGAGUUUAACGAAGUUGGUCGAACCCUAUUUGCAACAUUUGAACAUGAAUUUGGACGAGGUGCGCGACAAGGAGCAAAUUCUUCAUCCAAUGAAGUGAAUACUACCCCAACUGCUGUUACCGAUUCUGCAAGUAGCGCGCCUUCCGCCUCAAACAGUUUCCAUGUCAGCCAGCCUUCCCCUCCAGAUUCUAAAUUCGAAGAGAACCCAACUACGCAAUGUACCAAAUCACAGGUAGCUGAACUUGCAACGAGCAGUCAUGCUACAUUAUCAGAUGCAAGAAUCGCCGAGUGUUUGGAACUCUACCCUCUCCCUCCUCUACCGCAAUUAUGUCCCGAUAUUUCAUACUCUCAGCCAUUACCCGGGGCAUACCCUCCGGCCUAUCCACCGCCCUAUCUUACACCCACGCCAUAUCAAUCUUCUCACUCGCGCUUUAAUAACUACCAUACUUAUCCCCAUCCUAUCCCUCCCCCUCCUCCCAAAACACCGGACUUUAACCCAGUAGGCACAAGCUUUCCCCGAGCGGCAGAAACGAGCCAUAUGUCUCCAGAUACCUAUUUGACCCACGGGCCUUGGUCUCUAGCAAAACCAUUGACAAAUAUGUCCUCGGGCACUGCGAGCGCACAAGCAGAAGAGCCCUCGGAUAAAACAUUGUUCAUUGGCAAUGUGGGGUUCAACGUAACCGAACGAACCAUCCAAGAUGUAUUUGCCUCCAAGGGAUUUAUUGUCACCGUGGAUCUUCCAUUGGAUGCCGUGACAGGCAAACAUGCAGGCUUUGGCUACCUCCAUUUUCCUUCGAUUCACCCCGCCAUGGCCGCUAUGGCUGCGUUGCAGGGCACUCAUAUCGACGGUCAUGCGAUCAAUUUGGAAUUCAGUGACGCUUUACCUAUCCGAGAUGUAACGAAUACGGUCAAUCAACGUCCUUCUCCGCAUGAAUUAGGCUCAAAAGCCGUUGGCCCCUCUGAGGCGGAGCAAAAGGAAAGUAGUCCAAUCAAGCGCCGAAAGUCCGUAACUUUCAAAGUAUCGAACACAUCCACCAACGAGACUGCACCUCACCAUUGGGAGACAAAAUCUACCACCGCUCAGUCGACAGAUGCAGCAAUCCCGCCACCAUUGAUCGAUUUCUCCAUUGAUGAGUCCGCUUGUGUUCCACAGAACCAGCAAUCUUCCGUGGCGAAUAGUCAUUUACAACAAGCCAAUUCUACGGACGGAAGCGACAUCUCUCUCUAUUUGAGCUCCGAACCAGAGAUGAGUCGAUUCCCACCUGUUUCCCAACUAGAAGCCCAGCAUCUAGCCACCCAGCGCCGGCAACAGUCGACUGGAACUAGUAUUCCCAUUGGUUUGACGGCCAGCAAUAAUGACCACGUUGCUGCUUUCACCAACAAUCUUCCUGGCAGGUCUCGCACCAUUCAUCAUGUUCAUGGUCGAGACAAUCGCGCCCACGUCGGGCCUGGGCUUCGUCGUGCAAGCACUAUGAUGUUCACGCCACCAAGGCAAGGUGGUCCCAAAUCGCGCGCCGUCGACGAAGCAUCCGGCGCCUCACAAUUGCGACGUCGUGCCAGUGAGCGCCAAGCCCUUCGCACAAAUGCCCGUCCUGCUAGUGAGUUAGACACGUGGGCGCGACUGGACAGAAGAGAACGCGAGAGGUCCAGACCAUCGUCACAGCAUAUUAUUCCUGGAAGCUUCACUACUGAAGAGGCGCCCCAGUCCACACCAUUCAGAAUCGGUGAAGAUAAUACGCAAGAUGUGAGAAUUUCAGAUUGUGUCUCUUCUCUCAUUGAUAUGGGAUAUGGGAGUGUUGAAGACGGUGGCCGAUCCCGAAUGGCGAUCUAUGCUGCUGCAUCCAAUGGUAGUCUCUUUGAUGCCAUUGAGAUGAUUGAGGAGGAACGAAAAGCUUAUGCAGUUCAAACCCGGAAGUAA
Messenger RNA from Penicillium verhagenii, 2856 nucleotides. RefSeq names its product RNA recognition motif domain-containing protein. Bases 1 to 2856 code for a protein of 951 amino acids. The transcript is spliced from 2 exons. Gene Ontology annotation, molecular function: RNA binding. The record is from RefSeq and is a predicted model, not a curated record. Lineage: Eukaryota; Fungi; Ascomycota; Eurotiomycetes; Eurotiales; Aspergillaceae.